GCGACUUACGUAAGGAUCUAGCAAAGUUACUUAGAUUAGAGACGGUUCGUGUCCGGAAAAGCAGGCUGAAAUUGGCUAGAGUGUCAAAUAAGGGGAAAUUUUAGGGAUCAGUCAUGUCUACAGCUGCUGUAGCAGAAAAGCCUUUAGUUGGAACGGUCGAUAUCGUCUUGUUAGCUUCAUUCAUCGGUGUUUUGUUGUAUUGGUUUUGUGGACGUAAAAAGAAAACCGAGACUGCUGCUCUCACACAGAAGUUGGUCUUAGCGCCGACUACCAAGAUUUCCCAAGAUGAUACAAGUUUUAUUGGAAAAAUGAAAAAAUCUGGUAAAUCCUUAGCAAUCUUCUAUGGUUCCCAAACUGGAACAGCAGAAGAGUUUGCUGGCCGCUUAUCAAAAGAUGCUUCCCGUUAUGGAUUAAAAGCCAUUGUCUUGGACCCUGAAGAGUGUGACAUGGAGGAACUUGCUCGCAUGGGAGAAAUAGAGAAUUCGAUGGCAAUAUUUGUUGUGGCUACAUAUGGUGAAGGAGAUCCUACAGAUAAUGCUCAGGAGUUCUAUGAAUGGCUACAAAAUGACAGGGAUGACCUGGAUUGCCUUAGUUAUGCAUCUGGAAGAAGACUUUGUACGAUGGAGAGAAGCAUUCUGGCCAGCAGUUUUAAGCAAGUAUAACAUUGAUGUCAGAGAAAUCAAGAGGAGACUAUCUUCUUGUAUUGAUCGACAAUUCAGACUUGAGGUUCUUAAGGACUUGCCAGAGGACAAAAUUUAUACAGGAGAGAUGAAUAAACUGAAGUCGUACAUCACUCAAAGACCGCCUUUUGAUGCUAAGAACCCAUUCAUGGCUAAGGUUCUAGUGAAUCGUGAGCUGCACAAAGCUGGAGAACGAUCCUGUAUGCACAUUGAACUUGAUAUCACUGGCUCUAAAAUCAAGUAUGAUGCAGGAGACCACGUUGCUGUUUAUCCCAUGAAUGAUCCUGAACUUGUGGAGAAACUAGGAAGCCUCUUAAAUGUGGAUCUUGACACAGUCAUUUCACUGAAUAAUACAGAUGAGGACUCACCAAAGAAACAUCCUUUUCCUUGCCCCACAACUUAUCGCACUGCCCUCCUGCACUAUGUGGACAUUGCCAGUGUGGUCAAGACUCAUGUGUUGAGAGAACUAGCAGAGUAUGCAAAGGAUUUUGAACACAAAGAGUUUCUCACGAACAUUACAGAUACAACAGAGGAGGCAAAGAAACAAUAUCAAGACUGGGUUCUUACUCCACAUCGGCAUGUUGUUGCUGUCUUAGAAGAUCUCUCCUCUUUAAAGCCACCUCUGGAUCACUUGUUGGAGCUUUUACCUCGAUUGCAGUGCCGUUAUUACUCUAUAUCAUCCUCACCUAAGAUGUAUCCCACCUCCAUUCACAUCACUGCAGUACUUGUAAGGUGGAACACAUCCUCUGGUCGAGUACAGAAAGGUGUUGCUACUAACUGGCUUGCCACCAAGAAGCCUCAGGAGCUUGAAAAUGCUUGUGUGCCUAUCUUUGUUCGGAAAACACAGUUUCGUCUACCAUUCAAAUCAGUGACCCCGGUUGUUAUGGUGGGCCCUGGAACUGGUUUUGCUCCAUUCAGAGGAUUUAUACAGGACAGACAUGUGCAGAAACAAAAUGGAAAAAAAAUUGGUGACAUGGAGUUGUUCUUUGGCUGCCGCAAGAAAAGUGAAGACUACAUCUAUGAGGAUGAGCUUUCAUCAUAUACACAAGAUGGUACCAUUUCAAAAUUGCAUGUGGCCUUUUCCAGAGACCAGGAGAAGAAAGUUUAUGUUACCAAUCAAAUGACAGAAAAUAAGGAGAAUAUUUGGAACAUAUUAAACAGUGGAGGCCACAUCUAUGUUUGUGGUGAUGCUCGUAACAUGGCACGUGAUGUGCACAACAUACUGUUGACAAUUGUCAAGGAAAAUGGUGGCAUGUCUGAAAAUGAGGCAGCUGAUUAUGUGAAGAAACUCAGUGCUAAGGGAAGAUACUCGGUUGAUGUUUGGAGCUAAAUUGUAGAUAACAACCCCACUGCAUCAUGGCAUGUAUGACUAUGUGACUGACGCAGAGGGAUAAACAUCAUAUGUGUAUUUUUUUUUGAAUAUAUAGGUAUAUUUUAGUAGAUUUGAAACAAGUAGGAAUUUGUUUUUAGAAAUUGGAUUGACAUUCCAAGAGCACUUUCUGAGUAUGCUAGCCCUUUAACCCCUAAUUAUAAGAGUGAGAAGCAUGUAGUUUCUCUGUACAAUAUUACUCCUAAAUAAAAAAUUGAGGUCCUGAGAAUAAAGGAAAUGAUCAGCAACUGAAGAAGCUCUUGAUUGUUGAACAAAUUC
Messenger RNA from Stylophora pistillata, 2328 nucleotides. Its product is annotated as NADPH--cytochrome P450 reductase. Lineage: Eukaryota; Metazoa; Cnidaria; Anthozoa; Scleractinia; Pocilloporidae. Gene Ontology annotation, molecular function: flavin adenine dinucleotide binding; NADPH-hemoprotein reductase activity; FMN binding. Gene Ontology annotation, cellular component: cytosol. Gene Ontology annotation, biological process: response to hormone. The record is from RefSeq and is a predicted model, not a curated record.